UUGAAACGGUUUGGUUCAAACUUCGCCGGCCGGUCCGCAAAUCUCAAAGCAACAGAAGAUCAGAAGAUUUCGUGGCGUUUGGUUGUUUAUAUGAUUCGUGUUAUAUUUUGACAAUUUAUCCUAAAUUUCGGUUGUGCGACUUCGACAUUUUUUUAGUCAAGAUGAUGAAGUACGUUAUUAUUAUCCCGCAGUCAAAUUUCGCGACUAGUACUCCUAUUCAGCGAAAAAAUACUUCAUACACGGCGGCGUACUGGUCGGGGGGAUCCUCUGGGAUAGAGUCACCAACCGCGCAAUUUUUUCCUUUGCACAAAAGUUUAGAAGACGAGAUAAAUCGUCUUUUUGCAGAAACUAAUCUGACGCUAAAUCUUGGUGAUGAAACAGAAGAAAAAAACGAAAAUGAUAUAAUGGAGGAUUUCAAGAAUAAUGGAAAAGAUACUGAGUAUCUUCCUCCAGAAGAAGAAGUGCAGAAACCACUGAUUUCUAGGAGGAGAAAGAAUAAGAAACCUUUGCCAACAGAAUGCGUAUUCUGUAAGAAUAAUGGUGAGACCACGGAAACAUACAAAGGUCAUAUUUUAAAAGACGCCGAUGGAAAAGUCAAGUGUCCGAUUCUAAGGAAGUAUCAAUGCCCUAUUUGUGGGGUGAUGGGUGAUAAUUCGCACACCCGCAAAUACUGUCCUCAGAAUACGGACAAAGAAAGCGUACCAGUGGCAAAUACGCUAAAAGGGCUGAGGAAUGCGACGGGGAAACGUCGGUCCAAAUAGAUCACCAUUCACGUAGUGAUCAAUGCUUAAAAAGCUUUAUAAAGUUUAUUACAGUUUAUUAAUGCUAUGUAUAUUAAGUUUUUUAAACGAAUUCCGAGCUCACAUCGAAAAAGAAUUAUUGAUUGAAGAUUAAGUCGAUGUAAUAUUUUCGUAAAUGCAAGAGUUUUUUAUAUUUAAAAACGUUCCAGAGUUGUUUAAAAAGUUAAUUUUUGAUUUGCUUUCAUCUGCUUUCUAGAAGCAGGAGCAUAACUAAAAACUUACAACAUAUUCGGCGCUCGCACUGUUUUAGAAAAAUAGAAAUCCUUGUAAAUUGAGUUCGAAAUUACGUAGAUUAAGAACAUUUUACUGUCAUCCUGAUGCUUUACUGUAUAUUAUAGUGUUUAUAUGUACAUAAUUUAAGACAGUAAUUUACCGUGAAAUUUUUUUGAUAAAUUUAUAUAGACGAGUUACCAAAAAAAUCGAUUUGACAUUAUGCAACAAAAUCGCACGACGUGGAUCAUGAGUGUUACAAAUGUUUUCGACAAGGCCUUACAGUUUAAUAGAUUAUGAAAUAGUUACAGAUUCUUUGUUUAAAAACAAAAUCAUAAGUUUCCCCAUCAAUCAAGGCAGACCAAAUUCUAAUAGCAUACAAGAAGACACAUUUGCACAAUAUAAUGAAGAAAUUGUCAAUCAAUGCAUAACUGUAUAAUAAUCAUCAGCUUGCGAUUGCAAAUUAAACAAUUUGUUGAAAAUCGUGACAUUUAAAAACAAUAUGGAAAAUUAAAUCUAAUCUUUAAAGUUCUUUUUUACGAACUUUUAAUUUAAAUUUUCUUGUUGAAAAGCAACAUCUUUUUUGGGUUCAAAAUUCACACAGAACUAACAUUAUCUUUAAUGUGCAGAAAAAAAAUAGAAAAUUGUAAAUAACAUUAUAAAUAUUCUGUUUUCUUGUUUUUUUUUUUUUGCAAUCGCAAGCUCUUUUUUUUAUACCAUUUCCGUAUUAAAUCAUGUUAUUCCAAUUCCGACUACUGUUAAAAAUUAAAUCAUGUAUAAUUAUUUCUGCAAGAGUCUAUAUUUCCACAUUUAUUACAUAUAUAUAUAAAUUCAAAAAGUCAAAUUUCGAAUAUUUCAAAUAGUCACGCGUGCAUAAAUUUCAAUACACAGUGAACUUAAUUUUUUUUUCAGACUUCCAUUUUAAUUAAUGUGUAAAUAAAGACUUAUGCAGAGAACGAAAAUAGACAAUCAUGUGCUGGUGCCCUCAAUUAACAAUCCGAUUAAUCAAUCAUCCCCACAAAAUGCAUUAAAUUUGAAAGAAGCAAAUCAGCCUUCGUUUCGGGUUGUCGGCCUUUCUAAAAAUGAAGUUUGUUUUAAAAAUGGGGACCCUAAAUCUGGGAAAAGUAACCUCCACAUUUUUUGUCUUUCCUUUUAAAAUUUGUAUGCGUUUUGUAAGCCAUUUUAAAAAGCAUGUAUCCCGUAAGUUUCAAAUUUCUUUCGUUCAGUUGUGAGUUACCAGAGAAGUGAAAGAUUUAUGGCACUUGAGAAAUUGUCUGUAGUCGCUGGGUUGCGGCUUAAAUACGCCGGAGGUCAUCGGGACAAAGGAUUAUGCCGUUAGUGGUGUUCUUCGUUUGUUUACAUUUUAAAAUCUGAACCGAAGGAUUCGAUUCCUUCGACGAAUUCGAGCACAUCCACACUUUUUCUGCCGAUAGUAUUUUUCUGGUGUGUCAUAAUUCUUCUUCAUAGUUCUCAAAACUCUAUAAUUCGAAAACGAAUACACAAUAUCACGUCCGUGUAAACAAAAAAAACGGUGUCUUAAGAAUUAUCCGAACGUGUUUCGUUCUGUAUUUUUGUAUCCAUUUAAUAUGAUACGUACUACCAUAAGCUAUUACUGAUAU
Molecule: messenger RNA, 2629 nt
Organism: Belonocnema kinseyi
Lineage: Eukaryota; Metazoa; Arthropoda; Insecta; Hymenoptera; Cynipidae
Gene: nanos
Product: nanos homolog 3
Exons: 3
Coding region: 162-761 (199 amino acids)
Biological process (GO): oogenesis; negative regulation of translation
Cellular component (GO): perinuclear region of cytoplasm
Molecular function (GO): zinc ion binding; mRNA binding
Source: RefSeq, a predicted model, not a curated record